AAAAUGAAAACAUGGACCAGACGGAGCAACGAAACAUUAUCAGUCAGACAGAGAACUGGGUACAGGAACAACAAAAAACAUUUCAGUUUGUAAACACCAAGGCCUUUCGCGAUGCAAAAGAAAAAAUCAAACAGACAAGGUUUGUGGUUAUAAGGGGAGACUCUGGGUCGGGGAAGACACGUUUAGCCUCUGAACUUUUAGAUUGGCUUCAUUCUCCAGCACAAAAGCAAGUAUUUCACUGCAAGAAACCCUUACGUCUCCCAAGCCUUCAGCGCUGGGAUCAGGGUCAUUUCAGCUAAUUCAAAUCUUGCCAUUUUAUUGGAUGAUCUGUUAGGCUACAGUUCUGAUGUACUGCAGGAUUUGACAUGGUGGAGACAACAUGCCGACAUUAUCAAAUCAAUCGUAGUGGGGAAGGAUUUAGCAAAUUAUUUGAUCAUUACAUUAAGAAAUGACAUAUAUCACGAGUACAAAUCUAAGCUUGGUUGUUUCUCACUGUUUGAUGAUGAGAAUGUCAUUGAUCUCAGCUCUUCUGAUUACAUUUUAGAGGAGGAAAGAGAAAAGCUGCUAAGCAUAUAUACACAGACGAUAGAUAAUUUUCGACCAUUUUCAGAAAAUGAGAUUCGUCAAAUAGUUGCUGCUUCUCCGCCAAUUGGAUUUCCUGAAUGCUGCCGUAUAUUCAGAAUAACUCCAGAUUUGCAUCCAAAGAGAGCGGGUUAUUUCAUAAGACCAUUAGAGAGCAUUAGAACAGUGAUAAAGGAGAAGUUCAGCAAAGCAAAACAAACUGCGUUGUUGUAUCUUUUGCUAUCCCGAGAACCUGUCUCAACAAAACGACUUGAUUUUCAAAAUGAAUGUUUUGACAAAGAAGGGAUAGCACAUGUAUUCAGCGUGGCAUCCCAUGUCUUUCCUGAUUCAAAUAAAAAUGCUGAAUCACUUGAAGCACAACCUCAGUGUCUGCAGCGUGGCCUUAAUAUUUUAUGUGGUUCUUUUGUACGUAAAGAGAAAGGCAUCUUUAAAUUCUUCCAUGACUCUAUACAAGACGUUACUGCUAUCCUCUAUGGGGAAGUGACGCCAAGUGGUUUCCUUAAAGACUGCCCCUGCAGUUGUUUACACUACGUAGCAACAAGUAAAUGUACAGAUGUACUAAAUAAGGUAGUGAUAGAUGAGAACAUCUAUGAAAUCGCUUACCAGCGCAUAUUGCGAGAACUUGAAUCAAAACAACACUCAAGUUACGUGGCAGUAGCUUCCAUGUCGCUAUGGAAUGACAAAGAAUUUAUCACUGGAUUUUUAAAUUGGUUCAAAUCAAAGAAAUAUUCCGCAAAAGAGUAUUUCAUUACAUUUAACACAACCAUUCCACUGAUAAUAUCUUUGAGUCACGUAAUGGUUAUUGAAAGUGAUCAGUUGAUAUUUUUGGCUGAAAAUUUGGCUCGAGAAAAUAACAGCUGCUUUCUUAUCUACGCUGCUAAGAUGAAUGCAGUUUUACUCCUUAGCCAUUUAAUGCAAAUCUUAAAGAUACAAGAGUUAACCAGCCAUAUGAAAUAUGCACUAGAUGUAGCACUCUUAGAAGGAAAUGUUGACUGUUCAGCAUACCUUCUUAAACAAAACAUUGAACCAGAUUACAGGUCAUAUCUUUGUGCUGCACGAGGUGGCAAGGUCGAAAAUUAUGAAGAUGCUAGAUAUAUCAAAACCACUCAGUAACAGCCAAAAGUGGGAAAUUUUCCGUGAGGCAUGCAUUUAUGGUCGGCAUGAUAUAUGUGCAUACCUUUCCGAACUUUUCCAGGUCCAGUUGUUACAAGUGGACAAACGCGAAUAUGGUCAUUGUUUACAACUUAUUGCAAUAAUUGGAUCAGUUGAAUGUUUUCAAAUAGCAGCCAGCUUCUUCAUUCAGGACUGUCAAAGUGAUGAGGAGCGAAAACUAUCAUUUAAAACAUUAACGGAUGAACUCGGUUCUAAUGUAUUGCAUAUGGCAAUUCUAGCAAGACAAAGACAGAUGAUACUGUAUCUAAUGAAACAAUAUCACUACCUGUUAAGACAAAAAAAUCUUAUCGGUGCUAGUGGUCUGUCAUUGAUAGCAAACACUUGUAUGCUUGGUAUACUCACACAGAGGGACAUUGAAAGCGUUUUCAAGAGUAUGUGUCAGAACGGCAUGACGGAAUCGCUGAUAGAUGAAGACGGUAAAACAAUUUUACUUUGGGCGUGCUCUUCUGGAAACGAAGAGCUAUGUGUAAAACUAUUACCCAUAAGUCCGGCGAAUUUACUUAAAAAUCGCAAUGGCAUUAGCUGUCUACAUCACAUUGCUUGUAGUGGCAAAAUCGAAUGGUUUAAAGCAGCAACUGCUUUAAUAAUUAAAAAUCAAAAUAACCUAGACAUUGAGAAAUUACUGGAAGACAGUAAUGGGUUCACAGCAUUGCAUUAUGCCUGUGUGAACGGACACAGAGUCAUGAGUUCUUACUUGAUAACAAAAUAUCCCAGAUUGAUUCAUAAAAAAGACCAAAUUGAUCGCCACUGCCUUCAUUUCAUUGCAAUGUCCGGCAAUGUAGAGAGUUUUCAAUCAAUAGCUGCUUUAGCACUCAGAGAUAUGAACGACAAAGAAAGACAACUGUUCAUUGAGACUCUGAUAGACAAAAAUGGAUUGACAGUUCUAAAUUAUGCCUGCUCGAAAGGACACAGAGAUAUAAGCGUAAACUUGAUCGAAAAAUAUCCUCGAUUACUAAAUCAAAAAGACGAAAUUGAUCACCACUGCCUUCAUUACAUUGCAAUGUCCGGCAAUGUAGAGUGUUUUCAAUCAAUAGCUGCUUUUGCUCUCAAAGAUAUGAACGACAAAGAAAGACAACGGUUCUUUGAGACUCUGAUAGACAAAAAUGGAUGGACAGUUCUACAUUAUGCCUGCUCGAAAGGACACAAAGAUAUUAGCGUCAACUUGAUCGAAAAAUAUCCUCGAUUACUAAAUCAAAAAGACAAAAUUGAUCACCACUGCCUUCAUUUCAUUGCAAUGUCCGGCAAUGUAGAGAGUUUUCAAUCAAUAGCUGCUUUUGCUCUCAAAGAUAUGAACGACAAAGACAGACAACGGUUCAUUGAGACUCUGAUAGACAAAAAAGGAUGGACAGUUCUACAUCACGCCUGUUUCAAAGGACACAGAGAUAUUAGUUUCCACUUGAUCGAAAAAUAUCCUAGAUUACUUCAUCAAAAAGACCAAAUUGAUCAGCAUUGCCUUCAUUUCAUUGCAAUGUCCGGCAAUGUAGAGUGUUUUCAUUCAAUAGCUGCUUUAGCUCUCAAAGAUAUGAACGACAAUGGAAGACAACGGUUCAUGGAGACUCUGAUAGACAAAAAAGGAUUGACAGUUCUACAUCAUGCUUGUUUCAAAGGACACAGAGAUAUUAGUUUCCACUUGAUCGAAAAAUAUCCUAGAUUACUUCAUCAAAAAGACCAAAUUGAUCAGCAUUGCCUUCAUUUCAUUGCAAUGUCCGGCAAUGUAGAGUGUUUUCAAUCAAUAGCUGCUUUUGCUCUCAAAGAUAUGAACGACAAAGAAAGACAACGGUUCUUUGAGACUCUGAUAGACAAAAAAGGAUGGACAGUUCUACAUCACGCCUGUUUCAAAGGACACAGAGAUAUUAGUUUCCACUUGAUCGAAAAAUAUCCUAGAUUACUUCAUCAAAAAGACCAAAUUGAUCACCAUUGCCUUCAUUUGAUUGCAGAACUCGGCAAUGUAGAGUGUUUUCAAGCAAUAGCUGCUUUAGCUCUCAAAGAUAUGAACGAAACAGAAAGAGAAUUAUUCAUGGAGAGUCUGAUAGACAAAAAUGGAUGGACAGUUCUACAUGUUGCCUGUUUAAUAGGAAACAAAGAUUUUUGCCUAGAAUUGGUUGAAAAUUUUCCUAGAUUGUUUUCACAAACAGACAAAAUUGGCCGGCACUGCCUUCAUUUGAUUGCCCAAUUAGGCAAUGUAGAGUGUUUUCAAUCAAUAACUCUUUUAGCCCUCAAAGAUGUGAACGAAACCGAAAGAGAACAAUUCCUGGAGGCUCUUGUAGACAAUAAAGGCUGGACAGUUCUAUAUCAUGCCUGUUUGAAUGGACGCACCGAUUUGUGCUUGAACUUGAUCGAAAAAUAUCCUAGAUUAUUUUCACAAAGGGACCAAAUGGAUCGGCACUGUCUUCAUCUCAUUGCAAUGUCCGGCAAUGUAAAGUGUUUUCAAUCAAUAACUCAUUUGGCCCUCAAAGAUAUGAACGAAGCAGAAAGAGAACGAUUCCAGGAUGCUCUUGUAGACAAUAAUGGCUGGACAGUUCUACAUUAUUCCUGUUUGAAUGGACGCAACGAUUUGUGCUUGGACUUGAUCAAAAAAUUUCCUAGAUUAUUUUCACAAAAGGACCCAAUGGAUCGGCACUGUCUUCAUCUCAAUGCAAUGUCAGGCAACGUAAAGUGUUUUCAAUCAAUAACUCUUUUAGCUCUCAAAGAUAUGAACGAAACAGAAAGAGAAUUAUUCAUGGAGACUCUGAUAGACAAAAAUGGAUUGACAGUUCUACAUUUUGCCUGUUUGAAUGGACGCACCGAUUUGUGCUUGGACUUGAUCGAAAAAUAUCCUAGAUUAUUUUCACAAAAGGACCCAAUGGAUCGGCACUGUCUUCAUCUCAAUGCAAUGUCCGGCAAUGUAAAUUGUUUUCAAUCAAUAACUCGUUUAGCUCUCAAGAUAUGA
Molecule: messenger RNA, 4684 nt
Organism: Pecten maximus
Lineage: Eukaryota; Metazoa; Mollusca; Bivalvia; Pectinida; Pectinidae
Product: serine/threonine-protein phosphatase 6 regulatory ankyrin repeat subunit B-like
Exons: 2
Coding region: 1568-4684 (1038 amino acids)
Molecular function (GO): protein binding
Source: RefSeq, a predicted model, not a curated record